GGUGUUCUAUCAGCGCUCUGUUGGAGUGACAAGGAACAUGAGUCGAGAGUUAGUUUGUUCCAUUUUUAAGUGAAUACUACUAUCUUAAAAAAUCAAGACCUCUCACUCUAUAAGGCUAAUUCAGACAUUUAAUUUAAGUUAGUUGUUGUCAAAUAGCUGAUUCGUAUCUAAGAGAAGUCUAUGGGCUUUAGUUUUCAUUUUUUUUAUGACGAGUGUUAAGAUUGAAAUUAGUAAAGUAUUUUGGGUGAAUUUAUCCAAUUUCUACAAGCAUUAAUUUUCACAUUUUAUCUGAUUCCAGUUUUGAUGGAAAACAAAGGAGUCCAUUCUCAAACGUUUGGUAUCCAUGUUAAAGCUGCUUAUCAGAUAAUCUUGUAGCAUUUCCUGAAGGAACAAAUCGUUUUUGUAAAUAAACAUCACUCGUUUGCUUAAAAUUAGUUCAAAGUCAUCCGUAUUUGCUUACUCCAUUGGCUUAAGUUCAAACCGUCUUUUUUUGCAAGAGUAAAAAGUACUUCAUAACUUAUAUCAAGCUCGUUUCUUAUGUUUCCAUCGAGUAGUUUUUCCUUAGGCUUCUGCCUCAAUCUCAUUCGUCGUAGGCGUUAAUGUUUAGCACAGUAAACAAUGUCGAUCGUAGUUUUAGAGCUUGAACAAAUGUGGUCUGGAACAGUUGGACUCAUGAUUUUACGACAGCUCCUUUAGUAGACAGCUUCAAGAAAGUACGGCGAGACUAUAUUUUAUGGACAAACCAAUUAGCUAUAAAAGUAUAGGUCUCGGAUUUGGGUGCGAAACUCACUCGUCCAUCUGGCCAAAUAGCGUCUUGUCAUUUUAGCUGAUGGUAGUUCGUGAUGAAAUACCGAAAGUCUAAUUUCUAAGCAUAAACUGUGAAUCAUAAUCCUUAUUCUUCAAACUGCUUUAUAACCCUCAUUUAUCCCUAGUAAGUAGGUAGACACUCAAAAGGUCACUUUGUCGCCCAAAUGUCGUCCAUAAAUUAUAGUGUCACUGAAAGUACUUACGAUUGUUCGCAUAACCCUAUGCCGUUUUGCUUCAUCUGAGGUGCUAAACGAACGUGACAUGGAUAUUUCACUCGCUGGAUUCACUUUCCGUGCAAUAUUUUGUUUUUCGUAUACUUAGUCGCCCUUUAUUUACCGACCUCAGUAUAUUUCCGUUGCUUCCAGAAAACAUAAUUAUCUUAUAAACUACCUCUUUUUUCACAGUUUUGACUAGAAGAAGGUUUAUCCGGUCUCGUGAAACCUGAUGUCUUAGUAGCCGUAUUGCCAUAAUUAAACCUCGUAAAUCAUUGCUGCAACACGUCGACCUUUGUCUAGCUGUUAAGUCCGCUGACACAAUUUCGGCAGAGCGAUUGUACUUUAAAAGUUUCGUUCCUCCAAGCAUCUGAAACAGCCACACAGGAUCACGAUUAACACAGGAAAGAUUCGUUAUACUCGAGAUUUACCCAACAGAUAUAUAAGCUACCCAACGGUGACUUAAUUUUGAUUUAUAUACCAUCUCUUGAUAUCCGCUCGUGGGAUAUUUUUUAGGAAGGGUAAGUCAAUUAUAUAUAAAUUUUCUGCAGCCUAGUAUUAAUAACACGAUUGUUAAGUCAUAGAAUUUUGAACUACGUCAAGAUAAAAUGCUUGAGUCAGUUUAAAUUUACUUGAGGAAGUGUUUAAAAUGCUUGUAUAUCAUUUUAGCAAUGUAAACUAAUUUGUUCCAUCAGUUAGUGUUAACGCACCAUAACUUUCCAGUCGUUUUGCGUGAUUAAAAGUAUAGUCGUGAGGAAUCUUGGAUUUUAACUAAUGUUGUUUUCCAAGGUUUUGAGUGUCAAAGUUAUUUUAAAAUUCCCUUUUUUGUUUCUAAUUGCCAAAUAUGUAUCAAUAUCAAUGUAAUUGUGCAUAUUUUUUGUGGUUUUAUUAAGCUUUCGGAUCAGUAACCGAUACAUCUUAAAAAUGAGUGUCUUGCACCAACCAAUGAAAUGAUGCAUAAGUCAAAGUCUAAUCAGGUACUGCAAGUUGAGCAUAUUAAAGAGCUCCACGAUCAUUGGAUUAAUUGCAAGUCAUUAAUUGAUGAAAAGGAUAAUGGGGUUCUAUCUACUUCCAAAAUUGACACCGUUUUUCACCAUGUCAGUAAAAUUAUACUGCUAGUUGUUGAUGAGCACUCUUCCGACACUCUAGAAAGAAACAAACUAGUAGAAGGUUCAUAUCUUGAAACAAUAAUAAGAAAUAAUAUUUUUGAAUUACUCCUCAUUUGGAUCGAAGGAAAUCCAACACCAAAAGAUGAAAAAUCUAUCAGUACUCGUGAUGUGUUAAGAAGACAUUUAAUUACUGCUUUUGAACAGUUAAUAACACAAUCGAAACAGAAUGUUUUGCUUUAUAGACCGAUUCUUCAACCUUUGUGCCAAUUUUUAUUCAAAUUAUCCUCACAGUUACGGCCUAGUUAUGAUCAAAUCUAUGGGCAUUUAUUACAUGAAGUUUGCAUCUUGUUAUGUAGAAACUUUCAGUUGUUGGAGUUUAGUAAAGAAUUAUGCAAAGAAAUUUUCAACCAACCGUAUAUGAUAUUUUCAUUGCUUGUUCCAUUAGUACAUCGAAAUGACCCGUUGGGGGAUUCGGCUAGAGAUUCACUCUUAAUCGUAUUUGGACUUUCUAAUAAAAAUGAUUGUCUUGGUCAGUAUUUAGCAUAUGAAUCUGAUAUAUGUCCGAUUUUAGCUACUGGUUUAAGUGGUCUGUAUUCUAGUCUACCAAAAAAGUUAGUUCCACGUUAUGGGCUAUGUCAAAAUCAUAACGGUAAUAUUUCAUUAAAUUCUCCCGGAGGUCCAGUUUCUGUAACUACGCCAAUCUAUAUCCAAUCAGAUUUACUCAACCCAUGUCUGUUGGAAUUACAAGUCGGUGGAGCUGAAUGGCAUCAGAUAACCGAGAAUGAAUGUUCCAAUUCAAUCGAUCUACGCCGGUUUUUACAUACAUUACAUUUUUGUAAUCUGACUAUUAAAAUUGCACAUCCUCAUGUUCGUGAUCAAUUACUAUAUUUUAUUCAUUCUGGAUUCUUGGUUCCUGUUUUAGGAUCUGCAUUACAUCAGAGUGCUAUGGAUGAAGUAAUUGCAGCUACAGCUUAUCUGGAAUUGUUUUUACGUCGUUUAACUGAACCUUCAAUGAUUAAAUUAUUUCUGAAAUUCAUUAUCACCGAAUCACAUGAUUCUUAUCAUAUACUCACAUCGAUUAUGAAUCGUUUAAAUGCAAACGCUAUGCUUGGGAUGGUCACUUUAUCCUUAUUUCGUACAAUAUUAAGCUUUCACUGUGAAGAUGUUAUGUAUGAGUUAAUAUUCAAGCAUUUACUAACUUUGAAUCAUUUAGAUUCUGAAAGGUUUGAUUCUUCAUCAAAUGGAUUUCAUAAAACUCUACUGACUGGAUCUGCAUUAUGUUUAUCCAACAAUGGCACAACACAACAACCAAAACUACUUUGGUCUACUUCACCACGAUCAACCGUUAAACAUACUACUUAUUAUCAUCCUACGGUGGAUCAGUUAAUCCCACAUCUUGUUAAAUCAGCUGAAUUAUUUUUAUCAUUAGCCAAUACAUCAUCUUGUAGUGAUAAAUUUUCGAAAUCCAGAUCUCAGUCAACAACAACAGAUAGUUCUGAAGUUGGCACUACAAAAUUAAAGAAUGAGAAGAGGCAAAAAUCAAGUAUAUCCUACUGUCCUGUCGAAAAACUAUGUAAUGUUUCGAAAGAAGUCAUAUUCAGUGGUCAUGGAGACUCUAUACCUACAAUCGAUCCCUUAACAAGUUUAAAUCGUUCAAACAACUUUAAUAGCGAAUCAAUCGAUGAUGAUGAUUUGAACAAAACAUUAAACAACGAAUGGGUUGUUAUUCGUACAACACCACUCCAUCCUAUUUUAGUGGCUAAUAAUUAUCCAGAAUUAAUAAAUUAUAUUAAAAAUGCCAAUUUACGUGUAUCACGACGACGUCAAGCUUUUAAAUCAUGGCGUUCACAGUAUUGGCCGAAAAUGAUUGAAAAUAAUAAAGGGAAUCAAUCUGCAACAUCGUUAGUAAGAGAUGAUAAUUUAUUAGAAUUACAAGAGAAACGAUCACGUUGUGAUUUGUAUAGAACGAUCCAUUCGUCGAAAUAUACAAACAGUAGUGGUUGUGUAACACCGGACUCAAUGCCUAAUGGAUUGUCAGCUAGAGAUCGUACAAAAUUUAUGCCAGACAUAGUCGACAGUGGUAGCAAAAACGAAUGGAACAGUGUAUGUGAUGAUAUAUCAUUGUCAUCGCCAUUGUUAUUACAUAGUUUAUCCAGGAAACAUACUUCAUCUUUAUAUCAAUUAAAUUAUAUAAAUGAUUCAUCAGAUGAUGAAAGUAAUCAAGAGAAUAUGAAACAAUCUAGCAAUUCAAAUACUACUGAUAAUGACACGACUCUUAUCGCUGCUAAUAAUGUUGAGUCGACUGUCUCUGAAACUGAUACCCUUGAUAAGACAAUUAAUUCACGUUCGCCAACUGAUAAACAGUUAUCCAAUUCUUGUUCAACAGAAUCAUUUCAUUCAACAACUAUGGACAAUAAACAACCACAAACACAAUCAUCAGUAUUAUCGACAACAUUAAAAAUGGACAAUCAUGAAGAAGGGUGUUAUAACACAGGCUCUAGUGUACCAUAUAAUCUCACAUCCACAACUUCUACACCUUCGUGUACUUGUUUAUCAACGUUACCGGAUUUGCUAAGAUUAGCUCAUCUAGAUCCAAGUAUAGAAUUACAUAAUAGUAAUGUCGUUUCAUGCACCACCACAGUGUGUACAAAAACUGAUUUUAAUGAAAGACAAGAAUAUGAAUUAGAGAAUUUUUUAGCUGCAUUAGAUUGUUUACCAUCACCAGGACGUUGUACAAAACAUUUUGGACAUUUGCCACCAUUUAUUUCCUACAGCAAAAUUGAUGAGGAAUUUUUUAAAAAAUUGGAUGAUUAUAUACAUGAAUUUGAAAAUUCAAAAAUGGAAUUUACUAAAACAGAUACUGUGAGUAGUACAACAAAAAUUACUUCUGUAACUAAGAAUGAUAAUCUUAGUCAUAAUUGUAGUGAUAACGAAGAUGAGGGUGACAAUAAUACUGAGACAAAAUCUAGACUCUUACAAUCUCCUCUAUUAUCUUCGUUAAUGGUUAGAUCAUGUAAUGAUGCUUUGGAUUCGAUAUCAUUAAACAGACUUGACUCAAUACGCCAACAACAAUGUCAGCAUUCAGGGAGUCAUAGUAGUUGUAGUAAUCAUUCACACGUAACAGAUUUCUCUUCAACUUCAUCGACGCAAUCUGCGAAACAUUAUUCAAAUUCAGUUGGUGUCGCUGGCGGUAUAGGUCCAUUUUUGUCCAUACUCUUAAAUCGUUUGGCUAAUAUGCACAAUAAUUGUUUUUUCACUAAUCUCCUUCUAACUGAUAUAUUUGCUGCAUUGGCCUCUUAUCCAUGUCCAUUAUUAUAUGAAUACUUAUUGAAUCCAAUUGGUUUAAGUAUAAAACCAUCUGUUAAUACUCUUUAUAAAGUGCUCCGAUCUGUGCAUAGUCAAAUUGUAGUCGCUUCGGAAUCUGUUGAACAAUGGAAAUCACUUGUGUUUCGUGCGCGUGUUUAUUUAAAUAUUGUCUGGCCAGGUCCUUUCAAGAUGACAAUUGAUCCAAAUUUUUAUACAACAAGAGAGAAUUCACAACGUACUAAAACUAAAAUGAUGGCAACAACGACAGGAUAUAAAUCAAAUACUACUUAUAAUAGUAAAAAAGGUGUAUCUGAGGACAAGAAAAACAUUUCUACCUGUUUAUCACAAAAUUGUCUUCCUACAAAUUCAAAUCAUCAUUCACCUUUGAAUACUGUAAACAAAGAUUCACUUCAACAUGUUGUUCCACUGUUGCCUGUUACAUAUCCAUUACCAGUGAAUAAUGAUAAUAAAACUAGUUCAGAACGUUUACAUCGUAGUUCUGUCAGUGGUGGAAGUAUUAAUUUAAAUUUACGUCAUAGAAGUCGUAGUCGUGUAAAUCAAUUUUUAAAUUUGACAAGUCGUAUCGGUUUAAGUCCAGUAUUAAAACGUGCAUCACUUCAUCAAGGUAAUCGUACAUCUAUUCCUUCUUCUUCUUUUAAUCGAAAUUAUACCAAUAACAAAUUUAAAUUAACAAAUUCAGGAUCUGAUGAUGAAGUUGAUGUAAAUGUGAAACAUUCAAUGGAUAAUGAAAACAUAAAUAAUAAUAAUAAUAAUAAUAAUCCAUUUUAUUCAGAUCCAACAACAGAUAUUUCAAUAAAAACACGAAAUUUAGUAUUUGCUUCAAUUAUUUUUGAUGAAUUCUGUUUUGAACUAGCUGCAUUAUGUUAUGAGCAUAGUUUAAAUUCUGAUAUUCAUUUAACUAAAUAAAUCAAACAAAAUUAUACUACUUAUAUAAUUAUCAUUGGUUAGUAAGUAGUAUUAUACAUCAUUAUUAUUAAUUGGCUAUUUUAAGUGAUUUUAUUCAUUGAAAUUCACAUUUACGCAUAUAAUUCAGCUCAGAUCUUAUUCAUUCAUCCAUUCAUUUAAAAAGUAUUGAUUAUACCUGUUAUUCAUCAUCGUAUUUUCUCUUGUUGUGCUUGUUUUUCUUUUCUCUUUUUUUUCGAAUUUACCCUUUUUUUGUAAAAAUUUCAGAAGUUAUUUAUCUGAUUCGUUUAAUUUCCAAUUUGUACUUCUUUUUUUUUCUAUUACAAAAUAAUGAUGACUUGUUAAUUACAAAAUAGAUUAAGGAUGAUGUAACAUAAUAAAGUUCAUAGUUUACAUUUUUUUUUAAGAAAAAAAUUUUUUUUAAUUUUUACUUUUCUCUGUAAAUAUGUAUAAUUCCUCGGUCAUUUUUUUGUUCUCUUUCUGAACUAUUUUCUAAUGGUUACUGUCUAUGGUAUGUAUUAGUAAGUUGUAUUAACUUUGAGACCAGUUUUAAGAAAACGUACAAAAUGCGCCAUUAUAUAUUUGUAUUUGUUAUGGAAAACAAAAAAUCAUCAUCUUUUUUU
Messenger RNA from Schistosoma mattheei, 6981 nucleotides. Lineage: Eukaryota; Metazoa; Platyhelminthes; Trematoda; Strigeidida; Schistosomatidae. The record is from the annotation of a GenBank genome assembly.